Messenger RNA from Odontomachus brunneus, 1388 nucleotides. RefSeq lists its product as uncharacterized. Gene Ontology annotation, cellular component: chitin-based extracellular matrix. The record is from RefSeq and is a predicted model, not a curated record. Bases 54 to 1082 code for a protein of 342 amino acids. Lineage: Eukaryota; Metazoa; Arthropoda; Insecta; Hymenoptera; Formicidae. The transcript has 4 exons. Gene Ontology annotation, molecular function: structural constituent of chitin-based larval cuticle.
GUCCUGGCGGCGUGUCGAAUCGAGGAUAGCCCGGUGUCGUCGAGACGAUCGCCAUGAAGAAGUGCUCAUUCCUUGUCCUUGUCUGCUGCCUGUUUGCGACUGGCUUCGCCAGGCCGCCAAUAUUCCUCGGUUAUCAGGACAGCCUGGGCCAGUACAGCUUCGGCUACAGCGCGCCGGGCUCGGCCAGAUCGGAGGUCAGGACGUCCAACGGCGCGACCAGAGGCACUUACAGCUAUGUCGACGGGACUGGCGUGAUCCAGACCGCGCAGUACGUCGCCGACGGCGAGAAUGGAUUCCGAGUGAUCGCCACGAAUCUGCCGCAGGCGCCGCUCCCGGUGCAGGACACGCCGGAAGUGAUGGCCGCGCGCACAGCGCAUCUUCAGGCUCUGGAGAUGGCGGCGAAGAGGGACGACGCGGAGGCGCAGAACUAUGAGGAAAAUCUGGAGAACGCGAAGCAAAGGAAGACCGAAGGGGACCAGGUGAACGUGAGUCCUGGGGCUAAGGAGCAACCGGAAGCCAAGUCCGCGGCAAGCGCGUCGAAGCAGGAGGAGAAGCAGAAAGCGUUGGACGACGCGCCGGGUGUCGAUCCGAAGAAGGACGAGAGUCUGCAAGCAGUCGCCUCCAGGAGCAGCGUUGAUCAGGAGAGCGAGAAGAUCUCGCAGGCCGCUCAUCAGGAAUCCAGUGGAAGGGCGUCACAGGAGGUCGUUGGCGGCGCAAACAUCCCGGCGAUUCCAUUAAUCUCCUCUCACGUGCUGUUACCUCAAGCAGCGAACCAACACGCGGUGCCGGUAUUUCGGAUCUCCCAUGGAAGCCACGAGAUCGAGCCUUCCGCCAUACCGGAGUCAUCGAUCGCGCAAGGCGUUUCUGGCGUGAUCACACCGGCGGGAACGGCCCUGAAGAGUGGAGCGAUUUCGACCAGGAAAGCGCCAGAGAAGGAGCAGAUUCCUUCAAAUCAGCAAGCAGACACUGUCAACACCCUGAUCGUGCCGCUGAACGCGAUUCCAUUGAGUUCUUCGUACUCGAGUUUCAUCAGAUACGUGUCGCCGGCGUCUCUUCACUACGUCACCUACAACAACCUGUGAACGCGGCAGCACUGAGAUCGCGAUCGGCCAAUUCCUACGAUUAAAGCGAGAAUCUCAGAAAUGAGGAGUCGUGAACGAUCCUCCGCUCUGAAUGUGCUCACUUGAAGCGUCUCGCGGCUUUUUCCAAAUAUAUGGCUCAUGUCACUUUGCCUGCGAGUGAUCGAUAUUUAGAGAUCAGAAGAGAUUAUCAUUGGUAUCCUGUUCAAGCGAAUGCAUCUCCAGAAAUAUGUAUUAUAUAUAUGUGUGUGUGUGUGUGUUCUCUACAUGCACGACGAGCAAAUAAAGAUUCUGGACAAGCUGAAAUAA